Molecule: messenger RNA, 3109 nt
Organism: Armigeres subalbatus
Lineage: Eukaryota; Metazoa; Arthropoda; Insecta; Diptera; Culicidae
Gene: Patj
Product: patj homolog
Exons: 3
Coding region: 256-2985 (909 amino acids)
Molecular function (GO): protein binding
Source: RefSeq, a predicted model, not a curated record
AACGUCAUCCGUCAUAGAUGGCAAAACAAACGAAAAAAAAAAUCCAUUAGUAAUAAUUUUCUCUGGCACGUAAACAUUUCCAGAAAAUUGUGGUUUUUCGCUUGAAAAACGUAGUGAAAACAGUGAUUUGAAAAAGAUUUCUACUUUUGGAUGUACGUCGCUUGCUGCUCCGAAGAGUGCCAACCGCCGUAGAAGGAGAACGAGCAGAAGGAGGCGAGUGCCCUCUGGUCGAGUGUCAGCCAGCUCAGCAGCAGCAUGCAGAAAAUGCAUCUCUCCCAGGAUGUGUCCAGUGCACUGCAGCAGCUUGAGAUCAUCAAGCAAACGGUGGAGGAAAUGGACCCGACCAAGCUGCAGCUGAACGUGAUGGAUGAUCUGAAGAUGGUGCUGGAUCUGCUGCAGGAUCCCGUAUUCCGGAACAUUGUUCAGAUCCAGGAUUCGCUGUCGGAGUUGAACAACCAAAUCACGCAGCAUCCAUCGAUACUGCCGGGAGAUUUCGAUAUUGCCAACAGCGGAGAACUGGUUUUGAAUGUCCCUCCGGUGUCGGAUUUAUUCGACGCGGAGUAUCCGGAUGAGCAGCGGGUUCCGUCGGCACAAAUAUCACCGGGUAGUCCAGCGCCUCCACAUUUGCAGCAGCAGCAAAAGUUGGCUAUGAUGGAACAUCCGGUGCAGAUUUCGCAGCAACCACUGCCACCGUUGCCGGUCCAGCUACAACAUCCUCCGCUGAAGAUGACCAACGAGCUGAUAGAAGGCGAAAUCGGGGAGGACCAUCUAAAGCUGGACUCGCAGGAUGAAUCUGUUUUGUUGCAGGGUCUGCACGAUGGAUCCAAAUCUAAUGGUGGAGGAGACCUCGCUGCCGAGUGGUCCCGGAUUUUGGACAUCGAGCUGGUCAACGACGGCAGCGGUUUGGGAUUCGGAAUAAUCGGAGCUCGUGCCACUGGCGUUACCGUGAAGACAAUCCUGGCGGGUGGUGUGGCAGAUCGAGACGGACGGUUGCAGUCCGGGGAUCAAAUCCUCCAGAUAGGGGAUGUCAAUUUGCACGAGAUGGUAUCGGAGCAGGUGGCUUCAGUUCUGAGGCAAUCCGGGACGCACGUGCAGCUGGUGGUGGCCAGACCGAUUGAUGCCACCGAUGGCGCCAUCGAGGAGGACGAGAAUUCUGCUAUUGUGCCAACUUUGUUACUUUCGAAUCCACUGAAAUUGAAGCAAUAUCUGGCUGAUUCGGGUUACCCUGAGAUAUUUAGUGUUUACUCAGUUGCCAAUUUGGACAAGGAUAGUCCAAUUGAUUUCCCGGAGACAGAGAUCUUCACGGUAGAACUGAAGAAGGAUCAGAAUGGAUUGGGAAUAACGAUUGCUGGCUAUGUUUGCGAAAAGGAGGAGUUGUCAGGGAUUUUUGUCAAAAGCGUGUCUCCUGGAAGUGCCGCUGAUCUUAGUGGCAGGAUUCAGGUUAACGAUCGGAUUAUCGAGGUCGACGGUCAGUCUUUGCAUGGCUUCUCGAAUCAUCAGGCAGUAGAUGUUCUGAAGCAAAGUGGCCAUGUUGUAACUCUAUGCUUGGAACGCUAUCUCCGAGGACCGAAGUACGAUCAGCUGCAGCAGGCCAUCGCUGCCAAUGAAAUGAAACCUCCGACUCCGGCUACUCCGCCACCAAUUUUGCCGCCAGCCGAUCUUUCCAAAUAUGGAAACAAUAUUCUGGAUAUUCUCCCGAGGACCAUCGAUAAGAGAUCCCCUGACGGAAAACUGUUCAACAACUUUAACGACGAUGAGAGCAACCUUAUGAUGAUGAGUGAAGCGGAACAGCAGGUCGACGCCAUGAUGACCCACAAAAAGCUUGCCCGUGCCAAGGAUUCCAUAGACAGUCACGAGUACCGUGAGAAGAUGAUAGACGCUUCGAUUAUCCCACCGCCACCGGCAAACAUCGAUGCCGAGCUGGAUUUGCUCCUGGCGGAAACCAGCAGUCAGGCGGCGCUGGUAAAGCACGGCAAACAGCGCAGCUCGCUCAAGGUAACCGAAGAUACCGAGGCGUUUAUCGUCAAAAAAUGGAACGGCAUUCUCGGUGCGAAUGUGAAGAUUAUCGUGGCCAACAUUAGGAAGUUUGCCGCUUCGAGCGGGCUGGGCAUUUCGCUAGAGGGAACGGUGGAUGUCGAAGGAGGCAAGGAGGUACGACCACAUCACUAUAUCCGGUCGAUUUUGCCGGAGGGACCGGUCGGACAGAACGGGCUGCUUCGUUCCGGAGACGAAUUGUUGGAGGUUAACGGACAACGGCUGCUGGGAAUGAACCACCUGGAAGUGGUGUCCAUUCUGAAGGAGCUACCGCAAGAUGUGUGCAUGGUUUGUGGUCGUGGCGAUCAGGAAAUGCUGCAGUUCACCGAGGAGGCACUCAUAAACACACUGGAAGAGGAAGCCGCCAGAAGCCGUGCCGCCGGGAGUUUGCAGAGCAGCCUUACUCCGUCGGAACGGUUGGUGAAGGCCAAGAGCGACGGUAGUCUGGCGACGACCGGUGGCAGCAACGAUGGCUUUUCGAAAAUAAAAUCCAGAAGCCUGGAACCGUUGACGGGGCUGGCCAUGUGGAGCUCGGAACCGCAGAUCAUCGAGCUGGUUAAAGGUGAGCGUGGACUUGGGUUUUCGAUUCUGGACUACCAGGAUCCACUGGAUCCGAACGAUACUUUAAUUGUUAUUCGAUCGUUGGUUCCCGGUGGAGUUGCCCAACUCGACGGGCGGUUAAUCCCUGGAGAUAGGUUGUUGUUUGUGAAUGAUACGGUGUUGGAGAAUGCCUCGCUGGAUCAAGCGGUCCAGGCGCUGAAGGGUGCCCCGAAGGGGGUAGUUCGAAUUGGAGUUGCGAAACCGUUGCCGAUGCAGGACUCAUCGAUUACGGCUUUCGAGGCGGAUAAAGAAGGGGAUGGUGGUGCGAUGGGGGGUCACGGGAGCGACGGUAGUCGCAACUCCGUCGGAAAGAUGUUAUCCUUGAGUAAACCGGACAUAAUUAUGGAAUGAGAUCGUUUAGUCAUAAGCAGAGAUGAAUACGAACGCUGUAUCCAUUUAUUUAAACAGUUAUCGAAUCUUUUACAGUUUAUUGAGUUUGUUAGUUCCGUAGCAAAUAACAAGAAUGUGGUCUAAA